GCCUCCAGCCGCCGGCGGGCACCGUUCGAAGGGAUUCCUCGCUGCGCUACUUUUCGAGAAAGCCGCCGCCGCCCCCGCCCCCGAACGGGAGCCGACUUUCCUGCGACCAGCAAGGCACCGGCAGAGGCACGCAUGGAUUUAUGAAAACACUCAUGCAAGAAGUUGGCAGGACUGGGGCAAACUUUUCCAUCGGCUCCGCGUCUGCCGCUCCCCGCGCCUCCUUUCCUUUCCCCUCCUCGCCCGGCGGCCGCCGCUGCCCGCGAUGGUGGCAGGGCUGCUGGGCGGCGGCGGCGGGGCCCGCGGGGGGACCGUGCCGGGCGCCUGGCUGUGUCUGAUGGCGCUGCUGCAGCUGCUGGGCUCGGCGCCGCGGGGCUCGGGGCUGGCGCACGGCCGCCGCCUCAUCUGCUGGCAGGCGCUGCUGCAGUGCCAGGGGGAGCCGGAGUGCAGCUACGCCUACAGCCAGUACGCCGAGGCGUGCGCGCCCGUGCUGGCACAGCGCGGCGGGGGCGAUGUGCCGGGGGCCGCGGCCGCCGCCUUCCCGGUCUCGGCCGGCUCCUUCUCGUCGCGCUGGCGCUGCCCGAGCCACUGCAUCUCGGCGCUCAUUCAGCUCAACCACACUCGCCGCGGGCCCGCCCUGGAGGACUGUGACUGCGCUCAGGACGAGAACUGCAAGUCCACCAAGCGCGCCAUUGAGCCGUGUCUGCCCCGGACGAGCGGCGGCGGCGCGGGCGGCCCAGGCGCGGGCGGGGUGAUGGGCUGCACCGAGGCCCGCAGACGCUGCGACCGCGACAGCCGCUGCAACCUGGCGCUCAACCGCUACCUGACCUACUGCGGCAAGCUCUUCAACGGGGUGCGCUGCACGGACGAGUGCCGCACGGUCAUCGAGGACAUGCUGGCCGUGCCCAAGGCGGCGCUGCUCAACGACUGCGUGUGCGAUGGCCUGGAGCGGCCCAUCUGCGAAUCGGUGAAGGAGAACAUGGCCCGCCUGUGCUUUGGCGCCGAGCUGGGCAACGGGCCGGGCAGCAGCGGCUCGGACGGAGGGCUAGAUGACUAUUACGACGAGGAGUACGACGAGGAGCAGCAGCAGCGCUUCGGGGGCGCGGGCGGCGAGCAGCCGCUGGAUGACGACGACGGCGCCCCGCAUCCGCACCCGCACCCGGCGCGCCCGGGCGGCGGCGCUGCAGCGGCGGGCGGCCACGGGGACCUGCCCUACGCACCAGGGCGCAGAAGCAGCGGGGGCGCGCGCCUGGCUCCCCGGAGCGUGUGGACUCAGCUGGUCUCUAGCUCGCUGCUUCUGCUGGGGCUGCUCAUUUAGCCCUCUCUCCUUCUACUCCUCCUGCUCCUCCUCUCCCACUCACUCUUCCUCCUCUUCUUCCCUCUUGGUUGGCUGCAAGAGGGGGACCUCAGGCAGCACCUGUGGCUUGGGGACAGGGGAUGGUUGGGUAUAAUCUCCAAAAUCCUUUUCUACGUAAAUUCUGUCUUAACAGGUCACUUGCUAGGACUCUUAACAUUCCCUCUGUGUCCUUUCGCCUGCACGAUUUCUUGGACAUGCUCUCUUGCACCUAUUCCAGAAACUCGCAGCUAGUCUUCCUAGCUAGAGAGUUCAGAACGCCCGGGAUGAAAAAGCGGGCUUGGGAAGACAACACUAUAGUCCUGGACACCCGAGAGAGGAUGCUGGUCAGUGGGCCUUGAGAGUUUGAAAGAACUGAGCUGAGAACAGGGGUUUGAAGGAGAAAAUGCAUUUGCAAAGAGACUGUUUAUUAGCAUUUUUCCGGAGUGAGGCAGGAGGAGUGUCGGUAUAGACUUUUAUUGUGACCAGUAAGGACACUGCAAUCAUCGUAAGUAAACAGAAAAGUCAAUUUAGCUAUUCAUUCCUUUAUCUUAGCUAUUCCUUUAACCCAGCGCCCAGAAUUCUGCCGUUUGGUGCAUGGGUGGGAAAAGCUAAACGUGAAUUUGUUUUUGGAUAACUUUGCACCCUUGGCCUUAAUUUCAUUGCCACCACUCCAUCUGUUAGCACAUUUCUUAGAACUAAGGGUCAAACAAUGCUAGAGUUGCUAGCGGUAAUGAACAAUGCAACUUUUUUUUCUUUUUUUGAAAGAGCUCUUCACUGCCAUCUAAGAAAGCCUCUUUAUGAUUUUUGUUAUAUGUCAUUUUUAUUCUUUACACCAAGAAAUUGUACAACUAAUGCAAAGAACCCAUAUUGCUCAGCCUUCAUCAGGGUACUGAACCCUGGUACUUAGUAUAUAAAAUGUAUUAAAACUGGGGUUUGUUACCAGUUGCUGUACUUUGUAUAUAGGAUUUUUAUAAAUUGUAUGCUUCAGAAAUAAUUUAUUUUUUAAAAAAAGAAAUUUAAAAAGUUUAAAUCCACAUCCACAGUACAUCCUUCCUCCCUAAAAUAUAAGAACCUGCUUGUCACCAGGAGUCCACACCCAGUCCAUUGUGAAAUGUGCUUCUAUCUAGAUCGGUCUUAAAAUGUACAGUGUAUUUUAUAGAUUUGAAGUUGACAUUCUUAUUUUCAAAAGAAUUUAUGGACAUUAUAGAAAUGUAUAAAUGCAUUUCCAAACUGCCUUAAACAUUGUAUUUUUAUAGACCUUUUUUUAAAAAAAAAAAGUCCUAUGUUUUAAAUAACUAUGACUGUGUGUAUUUUUGUUAUUUUAUUAAAAAUGUGUACAUCAGUAAAGAGUUUUAAAGAAUGAA
Erinaceus europaeus (western European hedgehog) is the source of this 2697-nucleotide messenger RNA. RefSeq names its product growth arrest specific 1 (gene GAS1). The transcript has a single exon. Lineage: Eukaryota; Metazoa; Chordata; Mammalia; Eulipotyphla; Erinaceidae. Gene Ontology annotation, cellular component: plasma membrane. The record is from RefSeq and is a predicted model, not a curated record. Bases 263 to 1315 code for a protein of 350 amino acids. Gene Ontology annotation, biological process: negative regulation of mitotic cell cycle.